Molecule: messenger RNA, 5381 nt
Organism: Oncorhynchus kisutch (coho salmon)
Lineage: Eukaryota; Metazoa; Chordata; Actinopteri; Salmoniformes; Salmonidae
Product: zinc finger protein 585A-like
Exons: 3
Coding region: 384-3665 (1093 amino acids)
Biological process (GO): negative regulation of transcription by RNA polymerase II; regulation of immune system process; regulation of cytokine production
Cellular component (GO): nucleoplasm
Molecular function (GO): DNA-binding transcription repressor activity, RNA polymerase II-specific; RNA polymerase II cis-regulatory region sequence-specific DNA binding
Source: RefSeq, a predicted model, not a curated record
GUCCCCGCCCCUUUGUUUCUUUUCUCCUCGAACGUGAACAGGUCGCGUUUGAAAAGCUAGCCAAUAUUACACUGCUAAAUACAGGGAAAUAUUUUUUCUUAAAUCGAGCUGGUGACCAUACAAGAUCUGGUGUUAUGAGACUCCAGUUCUAGAAGACUUGUGAAUAAACACAGCCCUCUUGGCACACACUGAUUGAAUCGGCGUUGUUUUCACAUCAUUUUAAUUCAAUUACUUUGAACCAACAUGGAAUAGACCUUGAAUUGACGUCUGUGCCCAGCGGGAGGAGAGACACCUCAAACUUGUGACAGCUCCAUUCAAUAACUAGGUUUAUUUAUUAUUGCUGUUUUUUUUGUACCAAGAAACAUUCUAACUCGACAGACAAUAUGAGUCAAAAGAAGGGAACAUUGAUGGAUGAAAUCGAAAAGAGUUUAUGGAAUUUAACGGAGGACAAUUUACGCUCCCUUUGUGAACGUUAUGGCCAAGAUGCAUCCGAAGUUAAAGGAAUCGAUCACCGCUCGUUGCGGCGUAAAGUCAUGGAGGAAAUGUGGGACAAUACGGAUUCAAUGAAAUCAGAGGAGCAGGGAAUGUCUUGGUUAAUCCAACUGAAAGAGGACAUCAGAAGGAUGCUGGAGGAUGCUAGUGGUGCACCCGUGAGUCCCAGCAAAGCCGAUGAAGAUGAUCCUGUAGACUGCGAUCGAGAAUGGAAUGGAGAGGGAGGGGCUGGGUUACCUAGCAACAUGUUGGAGGUGGAGCCCAUGAGUCCCAGCCAAUCUGAUGAUGAUAAUGACGCUGCAGACUGUGACGCAGGGGACACGGAUUGGUUGCCUAACAAUGGGCUGGAGGCAGAGUCCACGAGUCCCAGCCAGUCCGAUGAUUGUGAUGCUGCAGACUGCGAUGAAGAAUUGGACAGGGAGGUCAGGGAUGGGCUGGAGGUGGAGUUAUCUCCAGAGAAGCAUACACCAGAGCAGAAGGACAAACGUCACCCACCGAAGACCCUGUGUCGUGCCUCUCCCGGUACCGCCUUAAUUUGGGGUCUGAAGAGGGUGUCUGUGCAGCUGAUGGACUGCAGGAAAACACCAGGGCAGAAAACCUCCAAGAAAACCAACUCCUGUGCUCAGUGUGGGAAGAGUUUUGCCACAAAAGACAUUCUGGAGCGACAUCUGCUAACUCACACUGGAGAGAAACAGAAAAAUAUAUGCGCUGAAUGUGGAAAAAUAUUCAGUACAUUUUCCAGCCUUACCAGGCAUCUGAAAACUCAUACUGGAGAGAAAUGUCAUGUUUCUGAAACCACAUGCUCUGAAUGCAGAAAGACAUUCAGUACACAUUCCAGUCUUAGGAGACAUCUGCUAACUCACACUGGAGAGAAACCGUACGUUUGCCCUCGUUGUAAGAAAGGUUUCAAUGAUCCAGGAAACUUGAAGAAACACCUUAGGAGAGCUCACCCAGGAGAUAAGUUGGGUGUGGAGAGGCUCUACCGUGAACCGUGUCCUCACUGUGGGGAGAAGUUUCCCACAAAGAAGGCUUUGGAGGAGCACCUGGUAACCCACACAGGAGAGAAACCUCACCAGUGCUCUGACUGCGGGAAGGGAUUCAAGGAAUUGUCUAGUCUUAAGAGGCAUCUGAGAACUCAUACUGGGGAGAAACCAUACAUUUGCCCUCGUUGUGGCAAGCCUUUUAAUGAUCCAGGAAACUUGAAGAAACACAUGAAAAGAACUCACUCCGGAGAACAUUCCAAAGAGAAACCUUCCAAAAACAAUGUUGGUUCUUCAGAACAGGAGGAGACCGUAAAGAAGCCAGUCCUUCAUCCAUGUUCUCACUGUGGGAAGAAGUUGUCAACCAAGACAAGACUAAAGAUUCACCUGAAGACCCACACUGUAGAGAAAUCUCACAUCUGCCCCGACUGCGGGAAGAGCUUUGCUUUCCGUCCCUCCUUGACCAAACAUCAGAAACUUAGUCAUUCAGAGCACGGAGGAGUGAAACGGCACGAAUGUUCAGUGUGUGGGAAAGUCUUUAAUCAACCAGGAGCCUUGAGGUCCCAUCAAAGAACCCACACUGGAGAGAAACCCCACCUCUGUGCUGACUGUGGGAAGAGUUUCUCUUUUCAGUCAUCUCUGAAAAGACAUCAGGCACUUCACGCAGCAGGUAGUGCGAAGCCCCACAUGUGCUCUGUCUGUGGGAAAGGCUUUAGAGAUUCUGGAUACUUAAUAAAACAUCAAGCCAUCCAUUCGGAAGAGAAACCUCACCUCUGUUCUGAUUGUGGAAAGACUUUUGCAUCCUUAUUUACCUUAACGAAUCAUUCCAAAUUGCAUCGUUUAAACAGAGACCAAUUCCAAUGCCCUGAAUGCAAGCGCCAUUUCCCAACAAAGGAAAGGCUGACAAGCCACCAGAGAACGCAUACCGGGGAGAAACCAUUUCGCUGCUCCCAAUGCCACAAACGCUUCUCUCACUCAAGUAGUUAUCAAAGGCACCUUCGUAUGCACACUGGGGAGAAACCCUUCAUUUGCCCCCUUUGCGGGAAGCAAUUUAACGACUCUUCGAAUCUUAGAACACAUGUUAGAAGACAUAAAGGAGAGAAGGUAGGCAAGACACAGGUCUCUGAGCCAUGCCCUCAAUGUGGGAAGAGGCUGGCUUCUAAGGCAGGGUUAGAGACGCACCUGCGGACCCACACUGGAGAGAAACCUCACCUCUGCGCCGACUGCGGCAAGAGCUUCGGCUUCCACUCAGCUUUGAGAAGACAUCAGAAAACGCAGCACGGAGAGCAAGUAGCGAAGCCGCACGUCUGCUCUGUCUGUGGAAAAGGUUUUAUGGAAUCUGGAGCGCUGAAGAAACAUGUGGUGACUCACGAGGAGAAACAGCACCUUUGCCCCGACUGCGGGAAGACCUUCAGGGUGGUUCAGGCCUUGUCAAAUCAUCAGAGAACCAAGCAUCAAAAAACGAACAAGGAAGUAAGAGAGAAGAAUCCGUUCCUGUGCCUUACUUGCGGCCAGGAAUUCAAUUCAAAGCAUAGAUUGGUAAUCCACGAGCGAAAGCACACAGGAGAGAAGCCUUACCAAUGCUCCCAUUGCGACAAACGCUUCACUGAGAAGUCAUACAUGAAACGUCACCAGACGGUGCACACGGGAGAUAAACCUUUCCAAUGCUCCGUCUGCGACAUGAAGUUUUCGCAUGGUGCAUCUUUAAUACGGCACCGGCUAAUACACUCAGGUGAGAAACCGUACCACUGCACUUACUGUGACAAGAGUUUCUCUCAGUCAAAUACGCUGAAAACACACAUACUAACGCACACCGGAGAGAAACCGUACCAGUGCCCCGACUGCGGGAAGCGUUUCACUGAAAAGAAAGCCAUGAAGAAACACCAGCGCAACACACACGGAACAGAGACACACAGCAACACACACGGGUCAGGGGCACACAACUCUGCUUUCUCUUUGCCUGGUAAAAAACAGAGAUUGAGUCAAGACCGGAGCCCUCGAGCAAAGCCGUACCAAUGCCCUGACUGUGGCAAGUGUUUCUCAGAGAAAAGAGCUCUUACGAAACACCAGAAGACACACCGGAGAGACAGCGCCCCCUAUUGGUCCGGUAUACUGCAGCGAUGGAGUCAAGACCCGCAACACUCUAAUACUGACUCAGACUCUGACCAAGACCAAGACUGGACCUCUUUAUAAAGACUCAGACCAAGACUGGACCUCUUUAUAAAGACUCAGACCAAGACUGGACCUCUUUAUAAAGACUCAGACCAAGACUGGACCUCUUUAUAAAGACUCAGACCAAGACUGGACCUCUUUAUAAAGACUCAGACCAAGACUCAAGAGACUCAGACCUCUUUAUAAAGACUCAGACCAAGCCUGGACCUCUUUUUAAAGACUCAGACCAAGACUGGAGAGACUCAGACCUCUUUAUAAAGACUCAGACAGGGCCUCAGUAUUGACCCCCAGUCAGAUGAGCCCAGGACCUCGUUUAAACAGGGCAGAUAGGAUUGUGUUGUCUUGUUUUGGCCAGCAGUUCUUCAGGCUUUUCCCCUUCUUCACACUGUCAACCUUCAGUAUGCGAAUUCUGCUUUAAUUAAAGCAAUUUUGUUCCGUUGUGUGUUGUAUUGAGACUUUUCUCAAUUAUAUAACAUAAUAUAUAUAUUUUUUAAAAGAGUAAUUGCACCAAGAGCAUGAGAAGAUCAUUCUUUCAACCAAAGAUAAUUUGGUUGAAAACACCAAGAUGAUGAUGAUCAACACUCCAUCUUCGGUAUAAACAAGCUGAGGGAUGGGAAUGGGGGGAAAACAACCUCAAAUUCAUAGACAUGGCAACAGAAAGCUGAGGGAUGGGAAUGGGGGGAAAACAACCUCAAAUUCAUAGACAUGGCAACAGAAAGCUGAGGGAUGGGAAUGGGGGGAAAACAACCUCAAAUUCAUAGGCAUGGCAACAGAAAGCUGCCCAUAGCAUUUUACACAGCUACCGUUUACAACCAUUGGAUUUAAAAAUGGAUUCAUUUAUUGAUUGACUGUUCUUUGUCCUUCAAGAUAACAUUUCCACAACUCUUUAGUUACACACCAAGAAACAAGACAAUUAGAAACAAGCGCCCAUCCACCACACACAUACCUAAGAGACUCAAUGAAUUAAUAGUAUAUUGACAUGUUUCACAGUUGUGUAUAGCAAAAAACAAAUUGGGUUUAAAUUUUUUGGACUCUAUUUCGAUCAGAUCCACUUUAGUGGUGUCGGAGGGAGUACUGCGUUAGAGCUGUCAAAUCCAUAAGCGUCUCCUGGCAUUAUACCUCAAGCGGACAUUGCAAUCGGUUUUGCACAGUCACAGAAAUCCCACGCAGCCCUUGGAACACUGAAAUGUGAUGUGAUCUACAGCCAGUUGAAUGAUUUUUAAAUCUGAGUGUAUUCUUUCUAUGUAUAGUCGACAGCUCCAACAGUUCCCUCUCAGAAGCCACCAAAACAUCUGCUAUGUCGGUUGACGAUCUCAUUGAAUCUAGGCCUAAGUGUCAAAUACUUUGGCAGAUGAUAUUGAUGAAUGUUGUGUGUGUUUCAAAAGGCUGUUUGAGUCUCAUGGAAACCUUGACAGUAAACCUGUUUGAACUGAAUGCUGAUGUUGUAGUUUUUGUCUUCAGUUAUUUGACUGUCUGGUCAGUGGAGAGUUUUACAGCAGAGCCAGAGAUGAUCAAUAUGGACAUCAGGACGACCUGGCAUGGUGACUCCUUGCUGUCCCCAGUCCACCUGGCCGUGCUGCUGCUCCAGUUUAAACAGUUCUGCCUGUGAUUAUUAUGUUAAUAUUAUUAAAAUAAAUGAUAAAUUCUUAUUAUUUAUUGACUGGCCACCCCUCAGCCUGGUUCCUCUCUAGGUUUCUUCCUAGGUUUUGGCCUUUCUAGGGAGUUUUUCCUAGCCAC